AUGUUCGGCGCGUUCAGGGCCACCUCGCCCGUCAAUGUGGGUCUUCUGUGGAAAGUGCCAUGGCGCCUGUCGUCGACCCGCAAAGCCAAUGUCAGAACCCGCUUGAAGAAGGUGGAUGCGGUUAUUGAAGCCGUGCGGGCGAGCGGCGUCGAGUGCAGCGCACUGACCAGCGCACUCGAGCUUCCGAAAGAGCACGAGAUGGACCCGAAGGACAAGUACACCGUCUUCACCCCUCACGCACGAGGCUACCGAAAGGGCAUCCACAAAGUGCCCAAAUUCACUCGUAUCACGCACAGAGUGAACCCCAAGGGCUUCUAG
Heterobasidion irregulare TC 32-1 is the source of this 318-nucleotide messenger RNA. RefSeq lists its product as uncharacterized. Gene Ontology annotation, molecular function: structural constituent of ribosome. The transcript has 4 exons. Gene Ontology annotation, cellular component: mitochondrial large ribosomal subunit. The record is from RefSeq and is a predicted model, not a curated record. Lineage: Eukaryota; Fungi; Basidiomycota; Agaricomycetes; Russulales; Bondarzewiaceae. The coding region runs from base 1 to 318 and encodes 105 amino acids.